Panicum hallii is the source of this 2643-nucleotide messenger RNA. Its product is annotated as protein ENHANCED DISEASE RESISTANCE 2-like. NCBI's taxonomy places the organism in Eukaryota, Viridiplantae, Streptophyta, Magnoliopsida, Poales, Poaceae. The record is from RefSeq and is a predicted model, not a curated record. The transcript is spliced from 22 exons. Gene Ontology annotation, molecular function: lipid binding. The coding region runs from base 95 to 2341 and encodes 748 amino acids.
AAAACUCUUUGGCCUCCUCCCCUCUUCCCCCGCUCCCCCUCGCCCCGGGAACCUCUCCUCCUCCGCACACCGCCUCUCGCCGGAAUCGUCUGAGAUGCUGAGCUCGUCGGCGUCGAGGCGGGACGCCGCGAGGAACGUCGAGCUCCCGAGGCCUCCGGCGGCGGCGGGGAUGUCCCGGAGCGGGGAGCUGCCCAAGGGCGCCUCCGCGGGCCCGGGGCCGGCGCCGGCCGCGGUGCGCCACGAGGGCUGGCUCGUGCGGCACGGGCGGAGGAAGAUCGGGAGGUCCUUCUUCCACAUGCGCUACUUCGUUCUCGACAACAAGCUGCUGGCCUACUACAAGAAGAAGCCCAGGGACAGCAUGAUUCCACUCAAGUCAAUUCUUAUUGAUGGAAAUUGCAGAGUGGAGGAUAGAGGGCUUAAAACACAUCAUGGUCAAAUGAUUUAUUUCCUAUGCAUUUACAACAAGAAACAAAAGGAGAACCAAAUCACGAUGGGUGCACAUGAUAUUGAAGAUGCCCUAGCCUGGAAGAGGAAGCUAGAGCUUCUGAUUGAUCAGCAACAGGAUAGUAUGACAGCUAAAAACCGUAGAGCUUUUGCUUCGUUGGACUUUGACAUAGAUCUUGGAGGACCACUUUCGUUCUCUGAUCAUGACAGUGGUCCUGAAGAUGAAGAAGAGCCCCGGCCCACCUUGCUACGCAGGACAACUAUAGGGAAUGGUCCUCCUGAUUCUGUACUUGACUGGACCAAGGAGCCUGAUAUUGGGCUGUUAAAUCAGAAUGACACCAAUCAGGCUUACUCCAGAAAAAACUGGAGGCUUCUUAGAUGCCAGAAUGGAUUGCGCAUCUUUGAAGAACUUGUGGAGGUUGAAUACCUUGCAAGAAGCUGUAGUCGAGCAAUGAGGGCUGUCGGAGUGGUGGAAGCCUCAUGCGAGGCCAUUUUUGGGCUUGUAAUGGGUAUGGAUGUAACACGAUAUGAAUGGGAUUGUAGCUUCCAAUAUGGGAGUUUAGUUGAAGAGGUUGAUGGUCAUACUGCAAUACUGUACCAUCGUCUACAACUGAACUGGUGUUCAAUGUUAGUCUGGCCUCGAGAUCUUUGUUAUGUACGAUAUUGGCGGCGCAAUGAUGAUGGAAGCUAUGUCGUGCUGUUUCGAUCUACUGAAAAUCAGAACUGUGGCCCCCAACCAGGAUAUGUGAGAGCUUUUAUCGAAAGUGGAGGUUUCAAGAUUUCUCCUCUCAAAAGCCUCAAUGGUAGACCGCGCACUCAAGUUCAACACCUUAUGCAAAUUGAUCUUAGGGGAUGGGGCGUGAGCUACUUUCCAUCAUUCCAGUACCACUCUUUGUUGCAGAUGCUGAACUGUGUUGCUGGAUUGCGUGAAUAUUUUUCCCAAACAGAUGACGUUCAUACGGUUCCAAGGAUCCCAGUGAUGCAUGCCAUGGUUAAUUCAGUCUCAAUGAAAGACCAGAAGCUUCAAGAAUCUGACACAAAGACCAAACAAACUGAUAAUAAGAUUUUGGAUAUGGUAGAUGAAGAGUCAGAAGAUGAUGAGGACUAUCAAGUUCCUCUAUCUGAUUUGGAGGAAGAACCUACCAAAUCUGACAGUGAUGCUAAGAGCUCAGAUCCAAUAGAUUUGUCUUGGUUUUCGGGCAUUAUUCGUCAGGAUGCAAAUGAGAAAAGUCGUAACUGUUGGACAGUACCAGAUAGCAAGAUCUUUAAAGUUCGUAGCAAGAACUUUCCACAUGACAAAUCAAAGGUACCAGCAGGGAAGUACCUUAUGGAGCUCGUAGCGAUUGACUGGUUUAAGGACACCAAGCGUAUGGAUCAUGUUGCUCGGCGAAAAGGAUGUGCAGCUCAGGUAGCUGCUGAGAAGGGAAUGUUCACUUUCCUUGUAAACAUACAAAUUCCUGGACCAAGUCAUUACAGCUUGGUCCUUUAUUUUGUCUCGAGCUCCUUGAAGAAAGGAUCACUGUUGCAGCGCUUCGCCGAUGGCGAUGAUGAUUUCCGGAACAGCAGAUUGAAGCUUAUCCCAUCUGUUCCGAAGGGGUCUUGGAUUGUGCGGCAAAGCGUUGGAAGCACGCCUUGCUUACUGGGGAAGGCUGUCGACUGCAGCUAUUUGCGUGGUCCUGAGUACUUAGAAGUGGAUGUAGAUAUCGGUUCAUCGGCGGUAGCCAAUGGGGUCCUGGGCUUGGUGUUUGGUGUUGUUACCACCUUGGUAGUUGACAUGGCGUUUCUUAUCCAGGCAAACACAUACGACGAGCUCCCGGAGCAGCUUCUAGGCGCUGCGCGGCUGUCAAACAUCGAACCCUCCGCAGCAGUGAAUCCUGAGCUUGACAGCAUUUCCUGAGCGGGAUGAAUCAAAAACUGUGCAGAUUCUUUCAUUCUUUCCCCCAAACCCUCUCCAUUUGUUCAGCCACGGCAGCAUUUCGCAGUUGGGUACAAUGAGGUGCAUACAGACUCUGCAGCAGUGCGUCGCCUUCAUACAGUUUUGUCAUUUUUCAUUUUUGCUCUACAGUUACUGGUGUAGUUUGUUUACAGUUAAUUGCUAUGCAGUAGAUAUACCAGAGACUAUACAGCAUGGUUUGGAAACCAAUUCAUGUACAUGUCACGGCUGUGCCAUUAUAUAUAUGAUUAGCUCGAUUCUUCAUC